UCAGGUUCAGGAAACGGUCAAAACUCACCAUUUUCUAAAAACUGAGUGACGUCAUAAUUGCUAUAGACAAAAACUAGUCUUUCGAAUCACAUUGUUCAGUGAAAUCCCUGCUAAACUGCAAGUGAAACAAUAAUGAAUGAGUUAAUUCUAAAAAGAUGAAAAAAUGUGUUUCUAUUCGUAAAUUAUACAAAGGGUAAAAAUACUGCGGUUUAGGAUGGAAGGAUUAACUAUAACACCGGUAUCUAAAAGCUCCCAACUAGAAAACUGGAGCUUACAAUGGCGCUCCAACAACGAUUCUCUAGCUUCAGGCUCCACGAUUAAUGGAACGGCCUCAGCGUCAGCUUUAAACAAGAUCAUUUUAAAAAUGGAGGAAGCUAGGAGAGGUACUAACCGCUCUCAAAGUAGCAGCUAUUCUGCUCCUGAAUCACUUUGUAGCAGCAGCACAAAGGACUGCUCUGUAGUAAGCAGCUCAAUGCCAAACAAAUCUUUGAGCAGCAGCAAGCAGCCACUAACUUCUUCAAAACAGCUGUUUGCGAGAUUUCAUUUAAAUCGUAAUGGAAACCUUCCAGUAAUAGUCACUGGAGGCGCUAGUUCAGAUGAAAAUGGCGGGAAAAGUUGUCAGAUUAACGAAAAUCCUUCUUUUUAUUCAAAUGGAAUUAGGAAAACCAAUAUCAGUAACUUAUCAAUCAAAUCUAAAAUGUCAAAAAACAGCAAUGGAAUUUUUCCACGCAGAGCUUCCUGUGAGAGUGUUGAUAAGGGCAAUAAAGAGAAAGAUGAAACAGAAAAUAACUCCAGUAAAACCGGUUUUAAAGAGACUCUGGAAAACAGAUUGAAUGUUAAAUUUCUUUCAGCUGAAAAUUUGUCAAGCUCUUCAAAAAUAGAACAGAACAAUCGAGUAGAUUUAGACGAACUUCAAAGGAACGGAGAAAAUUCAUCAUUAAACCUUCGAACUUCAGACAUCCCUCGAGUCGAGGUUUUUCAAAGAAAUGAUCAGAUUAAAGAAUACCCUGCAGGAACAAG
Molecule: messenger RNA, 1020 nt
Organism: Eurytemora carolleeae
Lineage: Eukaryota; Metazoa; Arthropoda; Copepoda; Calanoida; Temoridae
Source: RefSeq, a predicted model, not a curated record